This is a messenger RNA of Exophiala aquamarina CBS 119918, 1482 nucleotides long. RefSeq names its product succinate-semialdehyde dehydrogenase (NADP+). The record is from RefSeq and is a predicted model, not a curated record. Lineage: Eukaryota; Fungi; Ascomycota; Eurotiomycetes; Chaetothyriales; Herpotrichiellaceae. The coding region runs from base 1 to 1482 and encodes 493 amino acids. The transcript has 2 exons. Gene Ontology annotation, molecular function: succinate-semialdehyde dehydrogenase (NAD+) activity.
AUGACCUUCUCGGCUUCAUCCCUGAAGGACCCAGGUCUCUUUGUCGUCAACAAGACGUAUAUCGCAGGGCAAUGGGUGUCGGCCAUAUCCGGCCAGACGUUUGAGGUCAAGAGCCCAGCAACCGACACGGUCAUUGGGGGGGUUCCGGAAUCAGGGGUCGACGACCUGAACGAUGCCAUUAAAGCCGCGUCUGGCGCGUUGGAGGGUUGGAAGCGUCUAUCCGGCCGGCAGCGCGGGCGAAUUCUACGCAGGGUUUUUGAGCUUCUGGUGGAGCAUCAAGAGGACCUCAGUACGAUCAUCACCCUGGAGAAUGGCAAGGCCAAGGCUGAUGCCACGGGAGAAGUCAUAUUAUCGGCGAACUUCUUCGAAUGGUAUUCCGAAGAGGCGGCCAGGAUCUAUGGAGACGUGAUCCCGAACAGUACCCCGAACUCUCGGACUCGAGUUGUCAAGGAGCCCAUUGGUGUGUGCGGUCUCAUUACGCCGUGGAAUUUUCCUCUGGCCAUGGGCGUGCGUAAGAUCGCCGCUGCUUUGGCAGCGGGCUGUACGAUAGUGCUGAAGUCGGACGGCUUGACUCCAUUUUCAUCCAACGCUUUGGCCGUAAUAGGCGAGCGUGCUGGGAUCCCCAAGGGCGUUUUCAAUAUCGUAACGGCGGCCCAGAAUACCCCCCAACUCGGCCUCGCUCUUUGCGAGUCGGACAUUGUCAAGAAAAUCUCGUUUACCGGGUCGACGAGGGUUGGCAAAAUACUGUAUCAACAAUCUGCACGGACACUGAAGAAGCUCAGUCUAGAACUCGGUGGUAACGCGGCGUUUAUUGUCUUUGACGAUGCAGAUCUCGAAAUUGCCAUCUCCAGUCUCCUCACCGCCAAAUUCAAGGUCACCGGGCAGACGUGCGUGUGCGCGAAUCGGAUCUUUGUCCAACAAGGGAUUUAUCAGAAAUUCAGUCAAAGGCUGAUCGAGGAAGUCAAGAAGUUUCGAGUGGGAAAUGCACUCAUCGUCACUGAUGGGUCUAUUACUCACGGACCGCUUACCAACGGCACUGAGAAGGUCGAAUCGCACAUCAAGGACGCUGUUAGCAAAAAUGCCAAAGUCCUGCUGGGCGGGAACAGCCUUCCAUCCCUGGGUCGGAACUUCCACGAGCUUACCAUUCUCGGCGACGUCGACGAUACCAUGCAAGUCACCAAGGAAGAGACCUUUGGGCCAGUCGCUGCGCUGCUGAAAUUCUCAUCAGAGGACGAAGUCGUCGAAAGGGCCAACAACUCGGACGUGGGUUUGGCGUCGUAUGUCAUGACCACUGACCUUGCAAGGUCGCACCGCGUGAGUGAGAGGCUGGAGACUGGCAUGGUUGCCAUCAAUACGGGAGUGGUCUCGGACGCACCGGUUCCAUUUGGAGGCAUCAAACACUCUGGGUUCGGCCGGGAAGGCAGUAAAUAUGGGCUCGACGACUAUCUAACCCUCAAGAUGGUCGUCACUGGGGGAUUAUGA